Molecule: messenger RNA, 1893 nt
Organism: Ailuropoda melanoleuca (giant panda)
Lineage: Eukaryota; Metazoa; Chordata; Mammalia; Carnivora; Ursidae
Gene: DAZAP2
Product: DAZ associated protein 2
Exons: 4
Coding region: 141-764 (207 amino acids)
Source: RefSeq, a predicted model, not a curated record
UUCCGGUGGUAGCGGCACUCGGGCGUCGGGUGACGCUAGGCGGACGAAUCGUCACGUGACACGGAAGUGACUACGAACAGGAAGAGGACGAAAAAAAAUAACCGUCCGCGACGCCGAGCCGAACCGGACCAGCAGCCACCAUGAACAGCAAAGGUCAAUAUCCAACGCAGCCAACCUACCCUGUGCAGCCUCCUGGGAAUCCAGUGUACCCUCAGACCUUGCAUCUUCCUCAGGCUCCACCCUAUACUGAUGCUCCACCCGCCUACUCAGAGCUCUAUCGUCCGAGCUUUGUGCACCCAGGGGCUGCCACAGUCCCCACCAUGUCAGCUGCAUUUCCUGGCGCCUCACUGUAUCUUCCCAUGGCCCAAUCUGUGGCUGUUGGACCUUUAGGUUCCACAAUCCCUAUGGCUUAUUAUCCAGUUGGUCCCAUCUAUCCACCUGCCUCCACCCCCUGGAUGCCCUCCCAACGCUGCUCAGCUUGCAGUCAUGCAGGGAGCCAAUGUCCUCGUAACUCAGCGGAAGGGAAACUUCUUCAUGGGUGGCUCAGAUGGUGGCUACACCAUCUGGUGAAGAACCAAGGCCACCUCUGUGCCGGGAAAGACAUCACAUACCUUCAGCACUUCUCACAAUGUAACUGCUUUAGUCCUAUUAACCUGAAGUUGCAGUUUAGACACAUGUUGUUGGGGUGUCUUUCUGGUGCCCAAACUUUCAGGCACUUUUCAAACUUAAUAAGGAACCAUGGAAUGGUAGCAGUACCUCCUUAAAGCAUUUUGAGGUAGGGAAGCAUCCAUUCAUAAAAUGAAUGUGGGUAAAGCAGCCCUAAGGGUCUUCCUUUAAUUCCUCUGGAGUAAUACUGUACCAUACUGGUCUUUGCUCUUAGUAAUAAAACAUCAAAUUAGGUUUGGAGGGAACUUUGAUCUUCCUAAGAAUUAAAGUUGCCAAAUUAUUCUGAUUGGUCUUUAAUCUCCUUUAAGUCUUUGAUUUCUAUUACUUGUUAUAAAUGAAACGCAUUAGUUGUCUGCCUUUCCCUUUCCAUCCUUUGCCCCAUGUCCCACCCUCACCCCUAGUCUUCCAGUUCCUUCCCGCCAAUCUCCAUUGAAUCAAUGGUGCAGGACAGAAAGCCAGUCAGACUAACUUCCUUCUCUCCUUGCACUUGUCCCCACUCGCCAUCUUUUCACUAGUCUUUCACAAGGAUCCUCUGAAACCCCCUCUGUGCCCCGAGCACAGGCCCCAUUACUUCUGCUUUUGCAUCUCCUCAGGCAAAAGUGGAGGGUGCCUCUAGGACCCUCCUCAUAGGUUGUUUCUUCGUCCAUGAACCAAACCCAAAUUUGCUUCGGUGCCAGGAAAACAGAGGUCUGUUUGAACAAAGGGUUUCAAUGCAAACUGUACUGUAAACGGGUUUGUGUAAAACGUGGGGGCAAGGGGGAGGAUGCAUUUCAAAAGCCUGAUGACAUUAGAGCCAAAUUAGGGGAUGUCUUCCCAUCCAAAAAUUGGUUACCGUUUAUUGUCGGAGCAUCUGAUGUAGGCCCUCAUGGCUCCCGAGAAUUCCUCAGCUGGGUUCGUGGGGUCAUUUUAUGAAUCCCUCACUACAAAAUGACUUGAGUCCAGUGAAAUCUCAUUAGGGUUAAGACUAUUUCAGGGAUCCUUAAUAUUUUGAUUUUUGUUUUCUGAAAUUGGAUUUUAUUUUAUUUUAUCUUAUAAUUUCAGUUCAUCUAAAUUUUGUGUUCUGUACAUGUGAUGUUUGACUGUACCAUUGACUGUUAUGGAAGUUCAGCGUUGUAUGUCUCUCUCUACACUGUGGUGCACUUAACUUGUGGAUUUUUUAUACUAAAAAUGUAGAAUAAAGACUAUUUUGAAGAUUUGAAUAAAGUGAUGAAGUUGCAUUACACCUCA